This is a messenger RNA of Mya arenaria, 677 nucleotides long. RefSeq lists its product as uncharacterized. Bases 165 to 677 code for a protein of 170 amino acids. Lineage: Eukaryota; Metazoa; Mollusca; Bivalvia; Myida; Myidae. The transcript has 9 exons. The record is from RefSeq and is a predicted model, not a curated record.
GAUCUCACAGAUCAAACAAACAUCGAAGGGCAAGGCGAAGAAAAUUUACGCAACACAGACAGCUGAAAGUUCAAAGAUCUGAGCAGUAUAAAGAUCACGUUGAAAUUCCGUUGACAUCUGAUGUAACGGUAAAGGUGAAGGCAGACAAUGUACAUAGCAUCUGGAUGUGCCCGAAAGAAGACGCCAUUACCACAAAGAAGCGCCUACCGGUCUGCUCUACAAUGACUGGAGUUAAGAAGAUAAACAAGACAUGGUUUGACUGCCCCCUAUGCCCAGUAAAGUGUUCUAGAGAAGAUUUCCUACUGGACCAUUUCUGUCGACGCCAUGUACCUGGAGGGACCAAAUACAAGAAGAACACUGACAAUUCUUUCUGUCAUCGGAAAUCAACGAAGAGCAGCAGAAGUCAGCCAAACUCGAAGAGCACCAUUUCAACAUCCAGCCUGAACCCUGUAGAAAAAACUUCACCUCCUCAUCAAGAUGAAUUGGAUAUCGCAGAUCACGCCGAUUUCUCCAAAUUAAAAUUACUUUUAUCAUUUGAUGUUGAGCAAAAUCCUGGACCUGAAUAUUGCCUCAACAGAGAGAGUGGGUUUGAGGCAGACUUUCCACAGCGUCUUCAUCCAAUCUACUCGUGCCGGCAUGUGCAGCUACUUAAUCUGAAGGCUUGGAGGGAAUUGUAG